This is a messenger RNA of Trypanosoma cruzi, 1208 nucleotides long. RefSeq names its product trans-sialidase, putative. Gene Ontology annotation, molecular function: exo-alpha-sialidase activity. The annotation marks the transcript as partial. The record is from RefSeq and is a predicted model, not a curated record. Lineage: Eukaryota; Euglenozoa; Kinetoplastea; Trypanosomatida; Trypanosomatidae. Gene Ontology annotation, cellular component: intracellular membrane-bounded organelle; membrane; cytoplasm. The transcript has a single exon. Gene Ontology annotation, biological process: oligosaccharide catabolic process; ganglioside catabolic process.
AUGCUCUCACGUGUUGCUGCAGUGAAGGCACCCCGCACACACAACCGUCGCCGCGUGACCGGAUCCAGCGGAAGGAGGAGGGAAGGAAGAGAGAGUGAGCGGCAGAGGCCCAACAUGUCCCGGCAUGUGUUUACUUUUGCUGUGCUGCUCCUCCUCGUCGCAGUGAUGAUGUGCUGCGGCAGUGGAGGUGCACAAGCUGGUGUGGAGGAACCGUCGUCUGAUCCGAAUUUUGAAUGGAACGGCAUCAGUGAGGGUAAAGGUGAUGUAACUGUGGAGUCGUUUGGAAUUCCCGGCCUUCUAAACGUGGGGAGUGGCGUAUUUGCCGUUGCCGAGGCGCGGUGCAAGAAGAAUGAUGGAGAAGAUACCUUUACUGGCAUUGCAUCCCAACUUCUCAGGAUAAAAGACGAUAACGAACCAAUGGAAGUGCUAAAGGAUGCCAAAGAUAAGACACAAUUCCUGGAGAAAUGCCAUUCCACAAGCGCAAAAAAGAGAGUAGAUGUGAGCCGACCAACAACGGUUGUGAAGGAAAGUGAUAUUUACAUGCUUGUUGGGCAAUACAGCCGGACAGCUGUUGCUGGUGCUCGGGAGAGUGAUGCAGAUGAAUGGGGACUGUUGCUGGUGAAAGGGGAAGUCAGUGGUGAAGAAGAAAGUAACAAACAAAUUGACUGGAAAGAUACCAACGCUGUCCCGAAGACACCUUUAGGCGAACAACUUUCAUCCUUGACACGGCUGAUUGGAGGCGGUGGAUCGGGUGUCAAGUUGAAGGACGGUACACUUGUGUUUCCGCUGGAAGGCACGAAGAAGGAUGAUGAAAUAGAAGAGGAUGGAAAGACAAAAACCAUUUCUUUGGUACUAUACUUGCAGGAUACUAAUAGUUGGAAGCUGUCGAAGGGGAUGUCUGCCGAUGGCUGCAGUGAUCCCUCCGUCGUGGAGUGGGAGAAGGAGGGCAAACUCAUGAUGAUGACAGCGUGUGAUGAUGGCCGCCGCAGGGUGUACGAGUCCGGCGACAAGGGGAAUACGUGGACGGAGGCAGUCGGGACGCUCUCGCACGUGUGGGGCAACAAAAAACGGGACGGAGAAGGGAAGGCCGUUAGGAGCGGGUUCAUCACAGCGACUUUUGGCACUGGAGAUGAUGGGAAAAAUGUGAUGCUCGUUACUCUGCCGGUGUAUGCCAAAGAAAACAAAAAGAAAAAGAGAGGGGCGACUCC